Molecule: messenger RNA, 895 nt
Organism: Carica papaya (papaya)
Lineage: Eukaryota; Viridiplantae; Streptophyta; Magnoliopsida; Brassicales; Caricaceae
Source: RefSeq, a predicted model, not a curated record
AUGGCUGGGAUCGGCUGUACUUUCAGCAACCUCUGUGCAAGUCAUCUGGAAUUGAAUACACAUAAUGGAAGAACUGUAUUUUGGAAACCAAUCAGCCGGAGAAAUUCAGAAAUCAGAGCUGAAGUGAAUUUUGUGAAUGCUGAAGAAGCAAAGAAACUCAUAGCCGUUGAGGGUUACUCAAUUCUGGAUGUUCGUGACAAAUCUCAAUUCGAGCGAGCUCAUAUAAAAUCAUGUUAUCAUGUGCCUCUUUUUACUGAAAACCAAGACAAUGACUUGGGGACAAUUAUAAAGAGGACAGUACACAACAAUUUUUCAGGUUUAUUCUUUGGGCUGCCAUUUACCAAACAAAAUCCUGAGUUUGUGCAGUCUGUUAAGAGCCAGUUUUCAACAGAAAGUAAACUAUUGCUUGUAUGUCAGGAAGGAUUGAGGUCUGCUGCAGCGGCUAAUAAGUUAGAGCAGGCUGGCUUCCAAAACUUAGCUUGUAUGACCUCAGGGCUUCAAUCUGUAAAACCAGGAACGUUUGACUCAGUUGGCUCAACGGAGUUGCAGGAUGCUGGCAAAGCGGGCUUAGUAACCAUUCAAGGAAAAAUCUCAGCUGUUCUUGGAACUGUACUUAUCUGUGCUUACCUAUUCAUCACCUUCUUCCCAGAGCAAGCAGAGAAACUGCUUCAGAUGUCUCCUGCAAGCUAGAGCUACUGAUAACCCUAGAAUUUUGCAGUUUGUAAGAAUACUACUCUGUCAGAGAAUUCUUUGUUUUGGGGGACACACAGAGAGGAAAUGAAACAGAGAGGAAAAAGAAGGCCAUGUACUUAACAGAGGAAAAAGUUGAAUAUCUCCACUCCCCAAAUCUGAUGCUUCUUUCCAAUAUCAAUGUUCUAUCUUAUGUUCCAUUAAA